Messenger RNA from Oncorhynchus kisutch (coho salmon), 2631 nucleotides. It is a transcript of the gene gsr, whose product is annotated as glutathione reductase. Gene Ontology annotation, molecular function: NADP binding; glutathione-disulfide reductase (NADPH) activity; flavin adenine dinucleotide binding. Gene Ontology annotation, biological process: glutathione metabolic process; cell redox homeostasis; cellular response to oxidative stress. Bases 614 to 2119 code for a protein of 501 amino acids. The transcript is spliced from 14 exons. The record is from RefSeq and is a predicted model, not a curated record. Gene Ontology annotation, cellular component: mitochondrion; cytosol. Lineage: Eukaryota; Metazoa; Chordata; Actinopteri; Salmoniformes; Salmonidae.
ACACACACACCACUCACUCCACAAUUGCCUACCUCCCUCCCCCUGACAGUCAGCAGCAGGUCACAGUGAAAUAUAUAUGUUUUAAUAGAAAUGCCAUGGCGGCCGCGGUGUAAAUUAGAAAUAGUUCAAAAACCCGCAACCAAUACAUUUUCACCAGCGAAAUCGUUUUCUAAAUAGCCUAACUUUCAGGAAAAUUACAUACAUGGCAACACUGUUUCAGGUUGAAGAAAGCUCUGAAGGCCUACGGAGGAAAUGCGUGCGGGUCGAAAGAGAUUUUGAUUGGCUCCGAUGGUCACGCGUGAUCAACUCGAGUUAACCCCUAGCGUGAUUGACAUAUAAAUCCUAUAUUUUCGUCGUUUAUCCAGCUGAAAUAUCACUGGAGCUAUCAUCCAAAAACGGCAUUCCAUAGCUAAUUUAAGAAUAAUUAGUGAAACAUUACGCAUAUCUUUCUAUAGCCUAUAAGGUUUCGAGCUUUUAUUUUGAAAGGUCCUUUCUAUCGGCUCAGGAAGUAGCUUUAUUUUGUAAGCAGCAUGUUGUAUACACUUUGUUUCCAUCCAUUAAAUGUGUUAAAGACGCGUUAUGUUAAUAUGAAAUAAACUACAGACCGUGAAACAUGCAGUGGGUCAAAAUAUGCAGACAGUCGCUUUCAAGCACUGUGAACACGACUUUGACAGUGGCACUGUCUAGACACAAACUUAUCCGUCGGAGUAUGGCCUCAGAUGCAACAACCCGGUUCGAUUUUCUAGUGAUUGGAGGUGGAUCUGGGGGUCUAGCCGGUGCACGCAGGGCAGCGGAGCUCGGGGCCACUGCCGCGGUGGUCGAGAGUCACAAACUCGGAGGUACCUGUGUCAAUGUCGGCUGUGUCCCUAAGAAGGUUAUGUGGAAUGCUGCAGUACAUGCAGAAUAUCUCCACGAUCACUCUGACUAUGGUUUUGAUGGCGGACACGUUCACUUCAGCUGGGAAACUAUUAAGGCCAAAAGAGAUGCAUAUGUUAGUCGGCUUAAUAACAUCUAUCGCAACAAUCUUGACAAGGCUAAAAUUGAAACGAUUCAGGGUCACGCCAGGUUCAUUGACGGCCCUGACCCCACUGUUGAGGUGAAUGGGAAGAAGUACACCGCGCCUCAUAUCCUCAUUGCCACAGGAGGGUUCCCUUCUGUCUUGAGUGACAGUGAUGUGCCAGGGGCAAGUCUUGGCAUCACCAGUGAUGGCUUUUUUGAACUUGAAAGCCUUCCUAAGCGCAGCGUCAUAGUGGGAGCUGGAUAUAUUGCUGUGGAAAUGGCUGGCAUCCUUUCCACACUGGGGUCCAAAACAUCCAUCAUAUGUCGUCAGACAGGGGUGUUGAGAAACUUCGACACCUUGAUAAGCUCAAAUUGCACCAAAGAAUUGCAGAACUCUGGCAUAGAGUUGUGGAAAAAUACUCAGGUGAAGUUGGUGAGUAAGACAGGCAAUGGCCUGUUGGAGGUCACACUGGUCACCAAAGACCCAGAGAAGAAGGAGGAGGAGAAAAUCGGCACCAUCCAGGAGGUAGACUGUCUGCUAUGGGCCAUCGGCCGAGAGCCCAACACCGCAGGCCUCAACCUCAGCCAGAUGGGUGUGGAUAUUGAUGAGAGAGGCUUCAUCGUUGUAGAUGAGUUCCAGAACACCACUCGCCAAGGGAUCUAUGCUGUAGGAGAUGUGUGCGGGAAGGCCCUCCUUACUCCUGUCGCCAUUGCAGCGGGCAGAAAGCUGGCACACAGACUGUUUGACGGCAAGGAGGAUGCCAAGGUUGACUUCUCCAACAUUCCCACGGUAGUUUUCAGUCACCCACCCAUCGGCACGGUGGGCCUCACGGAAGAGGAGGCGAUUAAAAACAGGGGGAAGGAGAAUGUGAAGUCUUACAAGACCUCCUUCACUCCCAUGUAUCACGCCAUCACCACCAGGAAGACUCAGUGUAUCAUGAAGCUGGUGUGUGUGGGCAAGGAGGAGAAGGUGGUGGGCCUUCAUAUGCAGGGCAUUGGCUGUGAUGAGAUGUUGCAAGGCUUCGCAGUAGCCAUCAAGAUGGGUGCAACUAAAGCAGACUUUGACAAGACUAUUGCCAUUCACCCCACAUCGUCCGAGGAGUUUGUUACGAUGCGUUAACAAUGCAAACAUCUAGACGAUCCUUAAUUUCCUAUACAGCACCAGCGAGAAUCACUAUACCAGGAAACAAGUGGCUCAACUGUCUUCUUUUGCAAGGGCUUGACAACGCAAUGUUCAAUAACAGCUCUCUACUUCCAUUUUCUUUCAUUUAAGUAACCUCUUUUGUGCACCUCGUAUGAAUAUUUUUGAAAAUGCCUAGAUGGAUCAAGACAAUGAAGUUACUGCUUUCUUCAUCUGUACUGUUGGUGUUUAAGCAUUGCUUAUCAAUUUAUUAAACAUGCAAGAUUUUUCUCAUGACUGUGAAAUGGAAGUGGGGGAUCUUCUACAGGCAUUGUUGUCAAGUCAUUGCGUUGGGAGUAAGGAUAACUCUCCUAGUGUAUGUGAAACCCUGAUUGUCAGUCAUUGUUUUAGAACACUGCAAACACUGCCCCCAAUUACCACCACUACUAGGUCGCAAUUUCACUACUACUGUAUUGUAAUACACAUUGAAUAAACCUGCAGUUUUUUCUUAA